GCAUGAGUACUGCUUUAUACUGUUUGGACAAGCUUUACAGUGCGCGCGUUGGAAACUAACACUCGACCCUCUCUGUUUUCACGUCAGUCACUAAGUAGGCCCGCGGGCAGUGAGAGGCGAGGCGGAAGGCUGUCGGACAAACUGUAAACUUAGUCCAAAGCGACUAAAGUCCCCAAACUCACAGGCUGAAGAGGCUUCAAACGCAAACGCUUCAUCCUUUCUGGCUGUUUCAAGGAAGGAUACGCUGCUGGACAUGUGAAUUUAAAGGAGAUACUUGCCAAGCACAACAAUGAAACCAACGACUGUCCUGUGCUGCUUCGGCUUUCUCCUGACUUUCCUCUUGGUCGGGUCGAGCUCUUCACAAUCAGUAUGUGCUGGUACAGAGAACAAGCUGAGCACCCUGUCGGACCUGGAACAGCAGUACCGCACUCUGAGGAAAUACUACGAGAACUGUGAAGUCGUAAUGGGCAAUCUCGAGAUCACAAGCAUCGACCGCAGUCGCGACCUGACCUUCCUCAGAUCCAUCCGAGAAGUGACAGGCUACGUGUUGGUGGCCCUGAACCAGUUUGACUACCUGCCUUUGGAGAACUUGAGGAUCAUCCGAGGGACCAAGCUGUACGAGGAUCGCUACUCCCUCGCAAUCUUCCUCAACUACAGACGUGAUGGGAACUUCGGCCUGCGCCAACUGGGUCUGAAAAACCUCACAGAGAUCCUCAGUGGAGGCGUGUAUGUUGACCAGAACAAGUUCCUGUGCCAUGCAGACACAAUCCAUUGGCAGGACAUUGUCAAAAACCCUCGGCUCCAUGAUGUGGUGGUGCCCACAAACAGCAGUGUCACAUGUCAGAAGUGCCAUCGUUCCUGUAAUGGUCGUUGCUGGGGACCCAAAGAGGACCAGUGUCAGAGCUUAACUAAGACAGUGUGUGCCGAGCAGUGUGAUGGACGUUGCUUUGGUCCCUAUGUUAGUGACUGCUGCCAUCGUGAGUGUGCAGGUGGCUGCUAUGGGCCAAAGGACACAGACUGCUUUGCCUGCACCAACUUCAAUGACAGUGGGGCAUGUGUGACCCAGUGCCCCCAGCCCUUCGUCUACAACCCCACCACCUUCCAACUGGAACACAACCCCAGGGCGAAGUACACCUAUGGAGCCUUCUGCGUCAAGAAGUGCCCGCAUAACUUUGUGGUGGACCAUAGCUCCUGUGUGAGAGCGUGCCCCAGCAACAAGAUGGAGGUGGAGGAGAACCGCAUUAAGAUGUGCAUUCCUUGUACUGACAUCUGCCCAAAAGCAUGUGAUGGCAUCGGUACAGCCAGCCUACAGUCGGCUCAGACAGUGGACUCCAGCAACAUCGACAAGUUUGUCAACUGCACCAAAAUCAACGGCAACCUGGUGUUCCUCAUCACUGGGAUCAAAGGGGAUGUCUAUCACAACAUUGAAGCUUUGGACCCAGAAAAACUCAAUGUAUUCCGCACCGUACGGGAAAUCACAGGCUUUCUGAACAUCCAGUCCUGGCCUGACAACAUGACAGAUCUGAGUGUGUUCUCCAACCUGGUAACUAUUGGGGGAAGAGCGCUGUACAGCGGGAUCUCCCUGCUGGUGUUGAAGCAGCAGGGCAUCUCAUCACUGCAACUCCAGUCCCUGAAAGAGAUCAGCGCUGGGAAUGUCCACAUCGCAGAGAACAGCCAGCUUUGCUACUACAACACCGUCAACUGGACAAGAUUGUUCCGUGCUGCAAACCAGAAGGUUCUGGUCCGCAACAACCAAAGCCCACAGAAGUGCACCAAGGAUCGCAUGGUGUGUGACUCGCUGUGUUCGGAUGCAGGGUGUUGGGGUCCUGGCCCAGACCAGUGCCUGUCCUGCAGAUACUUCAGCCGUGGACGUACCUGCGUGGAUAUUUGCAACCUUUAUGAGGGGGAUAUCCGAGAAUAUGCAAACGGGUCAGUGUGUGUGGAGUGUGAUGCCCAGUGUGAGCGAGCUGACGAUGACUCUUUGACCUGCAACGGUGCGGGCCCAGAGCAUUGUGUGAAAUGCCUCCAUUUUAAAGACGGUCCUAAUUGUGUGGAGAAGUGUCCCGAUGGCCUGCAAGGUGCCAACAGCUUCAUCUUCAAGUACGCAGAAGCCAACAACGAAUGCCAUCCCUGCCAUGCCAACUGCACCCAGGGGUGCAUUGGACCAAGACUGCAAGACUGUAUUGGUUGGAUGGACAGAACCCCUCUGAUCGCAGCAGGAGUGAUUGGUGGCCUCUUCAUGGUGGUGAUCAUGGUGCUGAGCGUAGCGGUGUCUGUGCGCCGGAAGAACAUUAAGAAGAAGAGAGCCCUCCGUCGCUUCCUGGAGACAGAGCUGGUGGAACCUUUAACACCCAGUGGAACAGCACCCAACCAAGCCCAGCUCCGCAUCCUGAAAGAGACAGAACUCAAAAGGGUCAAGAUCCUCGGCUCCGGGGCCUUCGGAACUGUUUACAAGGGUAUUUGGGUUCCAGAGGGUGAAACAGUGAAGAUUCCUGUAGCCAUUAAAAUCCUAAAUGAGGCCACAGGACCCAAAGCUAACGUGGAGUUUAUGGACGAGGCCCUCAUCAUGGCUAGCAUGGAGCACCCCCACCUGGUCCGCCUGCUGGGCGUCUGCCUGAGUCCUACCAUCCAGCUGGUCACACAACUGAUGCCUCAUGGGUGCCUGCUCGACUAUGUCCAUGAGCACAAGGACAACAUCGGAUCCCAGCUGUUGCUCAAUUGGUGUGUCCAAAUUGCUAAGGGGAUGAUGUAUCUGGAGGAGCGUAGGCUGGUGCACAGGGAUCUGGCAGCCAGAAAUGUCCUGGUCAAGUCUCCCAACCACAUCAAGAUCACCGACUUUGGUCUCGCUCGUCUGCUGGAUGUUAAUGAGAAGGAAUAUAAUGCUGAUGGAGGAAAGAUGCCCAUCAAGUGGAUGGCUCUGGAGUGUAUCCAUUACAGGAAGUUUACUCAUCAGAGUGACGUUUGGAGCUAUGGGGUAACCAUCUGGGAGGUGAUGACCUUUGGAGGGAAGCCGUACGAUGGCAUUUCCACCAGAGAUAUCCCAGACCUGCUUGAGAAAGGAGAGCGUCUUCCUCAGCCGCCCAUCUGCACCAUUGACGUCUACAUGGUUAUGGUCAAAUGCUGGAUGAUAGAUGCAGACAGUCGGCCCAAGUUCAAAGAGCUGGCAGCAGAGUUCACUCGGAUGGCGCGUGAUCCCCAGAGAUACCUUGUCAUCCAGGGUGACGACCGCAUGAAGCUGCCCAGCCCCAACGACAGCAAGUUCUUCCAGAGCCUCCUGGAUGAGGAGGAGCUGGAGGACCUGAUGGAUGCUGAAGAGUACCUGGUGCCCCACUCCUUCAACAUUCCACCACUGGCAUAUACUCCUCGCACGCACAUGGACUCCAACAAGAACCAGUAUGGCUACCAGGACCCCAGUUUUAGCAUGGAGGACAUGCUGGCCACUCUUCCCAAAGUGGUGUCUGUUCCACCUGUGUCUGGAGGCUGCCUCCCACCACAGGACCUGUCCUCAGGGAGCCAGAUUGCUGGUGGAUUUGGCCGUGGCAACCAGGAUGACCCUCGGUGCAAUGGAACCCUGAGGAAGCAGGCCUCCCCAAGGUCAAGUACCCUCGGGCCUGGCUCGGCUCUCGCUGCAGGACAAGGUGGAGGGGAGGACAGUAGUGGACAGCGUUACAGUGCUGACCCCACUGGUCUCUUAGCGGAACGAGGCGCAAAAGGAGACAAGGACCAGGAUGGCUACAUGACUGCCAUGAGAGACAAGAACAGCUCAGACUAUCUCAAUCCAGUAGAGGAAAACCCAUUCGCUGCACGUCGUAGGAAUGGUGACGCCCACGCAGUGAUUGAUGGAGCAAGUUGCCACACCCUGCACAUGGCUGGAGCUGCUGCUGCGCCCAAGGGCCAGUCCACCCACGGGGACGAUGAGUAUAUCAACGAGCCACUGUACCUGAAUACCUUCCUCAACCCUGGGGAUAAGAACGGAUUGGCCGGCGCAGUCUCCAUCUCUGGCAUCUCUGGCCCGGGGUCUUCUGCUGCCCAAUCAGUAUCGCAGACAGUCAACCCAUCAACAUCGAGCCACACGGUCUCAUCCUCUGGAUAUGUGGUACCCCCUGGCCACCUCCCCCACCCAUCUUAUCCAUCACACACCCUGCAUCCGGGGCAUUCAGGACACGCUCUGCACUCAGGCAUCACCAGCAGCACCAUCAUGUUUGAUAAGAAAGGCAAGAAGGCCACUUUUGACAAUCCUGAAUACUGGCAGCACAGUCUACCCCCGAAGUCCUCACUGCACAACCCUGAGUACCUGCAGGACUGCAGCACACGCUUCUUCUACCGGCAGAAUGGACGCAUUCGCCCUGCUGUCGCUGAAAACCAGGAGUACUUGUCCGAGGCUGCUAUGAAAGCUGGCAAUGUGUUGCCACCCCCUCCAUACAGACAGAGGAACACUGUAGUGUAGUGACCCACCUGUAGCACAAUGGAGGGAUGAAUAGAGGGAUAGCGGUGGAGAUAGAUGGACGUUGAACUGUCCUCUUGUUUCCAUGCAGUACUUCUCAACCUGGGUUCUCCUUGCACCCUUCCUGAACACGUCUCUCUGUUAUGUCUGAUUGCAAGUCUUUUAGUCUAAGGUUCUGUCUUUUCUCGACAGGACUACAAUAACAGUCACUGACAGCCUCACUUGACAUUCAAACCAUCUUUUUUGCUCCACCCUCGGCCAUGAAAGGAAGUAGACACAUCUCUUCAAGGUUGGUUCUAUUCUGGAGCACACUGUCCUGCCAUCUUAAUUAUCACAGAGGCACAAAAACAACACAUUGAAAGAAAUGAGAUGUUUAAUCAGAGAAAAAGGAGAAAUAAACUGAGGUUAGUCCAAAGAGAGGAUUAUCGCCAUGACCUUACAUGUUUUUCUUUACACACGCAUUAAUUACCAUGUCUUUUUAGCACAUUUUCCACUCAGAUAGAUGCACACAUCGCAGUAUGCACACAGUGCUAUUGCUGUUGUGCGAUCUAUCAAAUGACACAUGCACAUGGAGUUGUGUCGUGACUCACCAGCAAACCUGCAGUCAUGCCGAAGAGCCCAGAUGUGGCUUGCAUGCCUGUCCACACGCUUCUUUGACUUUUACAUGUUGGUGCACCAGUAAUGGAAUUCAAACAUUUAUCACACGCAGCUCAUAUCAUACCUAAAACAUGUUAACAUGCCUGCAGCCGUGACACACCAAUAAUAUCUAUACAUUAAUUCACAAGUAAAUUCAUGCACACUGACAGAUAAGCUUGCCACCACUUGAAAUAUAUUCUGGAGGAGAAGCUCAAUUGACCUUGUGCUGGAAGACAGAGUGUUCCGAUAAUGGCAGUCAGUGUUGCAGUGCAGACAAAGGGUCACCGGGAAAGUAAAUGUCACCGCAGUUUUAUGGAAAGCUGUGAUAUCACCCAGCACCUGGUGGAAAGCAUUCGACAGAUUAUCGGCAUGGCUAGGGUGGGAUUUAAAAGGUUGAUCGCUCAGAAGACGACCCUUAACUCCCCACGUCCCUCUUGUUCCACCUUCAUCCACAACAAUCCAGUCCGGAGAGCCAGGAAAUCAUUCAUUCCAAUACUACCUUCAUAGGAUCAUGGUAAGCAGCGAUGUGACUGACAUAACAAUGGUAACUGCAGUUCAAGGAGUAAUGUUUCAAUGGAACUGGUGCUUGAGAAUGGACAGAUGUUUUAACAGGUAAAGACGCGUGAUGAUGGCGCAUAUAAAUUGAACAUGUGGGGAAAAUAUACGAUUUGAAUUUGGAUCAGAGCAUAAUUUUUGUUUUUUGUUGAGGUAUUUUUUUUGUCUUUUUAAGCAUCAGGGAUUUAUUUACUUUGUCACUUUGUCUUACACCUACGUAAACAGCACAGACACCGAGCCACGAAAGAGCACUGUGGUUUUGGCAAAGAGGCUAACCCUGCAGAGCUGUAAAUAAGCCAAUUAUGUGUCAUUACCAGACAGAUACAAUCCUGGAAAAGGGCUCUGUGGACCGAGCUGUGUCUGGAAGUGCAUCAAAAGACGGGGAUAAAAGUUUUUUUUGUUGUUGUUUUUUUCUUUUGCAGCUCUCUGUGUUCAUACUAUUGUAUGUCAUUAAAACAGAAAAUUUAGUUUGACCAGGUAGUCACGACUACAGGGCCUCACUGUCUCUUAAGGUGGAACAGUAGGAGAGACUGUCAGAACUGUCUAAGGAGGCCUCCUCCACAUUUUUACCAUGGAGCACUAUGAGAAAACAGGACACUUUCUUUUCUAUCGGUAUUUGACAUUACUGGUGAGACAUUAUAGGUUAUCACUGAAUCCACUGAUGGCUAGCUUUCUGUACUCAUACAAUACUGCCAGAUGCCACAGUAAACUCUGAUGGAGACCACGAGCAUCUGUCGUCAAAUGACUUUGAAGCCUAAUUUAGGCUGGGGUUGAUAAUUUAAUAGCACUUAAUGCUCUGACACAGCCAAAUGACUUUGCUGUUAUACUCGCUCUAAGCGGCAAUUUUUUUUUUUUUUUUAUCAUAUUGCAACUGUAAUUUACAGUGAGAUACUGAGGACUCAUGUUAUCUGUUUCAUCAUGCAUUUUACUAACAAGGAAGCAUCCCCACUCUAAUAUAAUAGUUAUAGGUGGGGUUGGGCAAUAUAAAACGGUGUACAACGUCAGGGGAUAAAAAUUUGUGUCCAUAAUCAUUUAUAUCAUUACCUCUUACUUUAUAAUUUGAUAACAUGACUUUUGCAUCAACGUGAUGAAACACUUUGAUACUUGACAGGUAUUUAAUUGACUGGAUUAAAGGGGUACUCCAGCUAAUUAGCAUUGCACCCACAUGCAGUUGGACUCACAAGAGACAAAUAAGAAAAAGGAAUGGUCACAACUGAACGUGCAAAGGCCAAGAUAUCCUGAGUCUGACAGGCAAAUUCACAAAAGGACUGCGUGGCUUUUGCGGCCGUUAAAUCUGCACAAAUAAGACAAAAAACAGUGUAGUUCUCAGAGCACCCACAAAGAGUGAAAUGCACCCCUAACUGCACUGCCAAGCAAAUUGCAUCUUGCUGCUCCUGUGCUAUUUGCAUGUGAAUAAAUUAGUCAGUAUGCAUAUGUUUGGCACAAAUUGGUACCUUUCUAUGCAAAUGAGCCUCAUUGCAAAAACAGUCCAGUUUACAGAGAUCAAUGCUAAUAGCCACACAUCGUUACAGUAAAAUAAUUAGCAUGUUGAGAGAUGCUGGGGUGACUGAAGCGCACUGACAGAUUGGGGCAUUAAAUCCCAAAUAAGGUUUCUCUCUGUCAUGUUUAAAUUUCAUGUCUGAAGUUUUGAGGAAUGCAUCUGCAUUUCAUCAGUCAGGACCUAUAGCUGGUGAUUUUCUUUUACUCUUUGCUCUACCUUUGACACAUGGAUGAUUGCAAUCAAUUGCAAAAGGGCAAAUUUCACCCAGCUGCAAAUUUUUAUGGGCAUGUUUGCACUGUAAUUAUCAUUAGCACAACAUCUUCUGUGAAUUAGUUUGGGGUCUUCAGGGUUUUCUAGACCAAUGACCCCUUAGCGAAAAGAGUAGGGACCCCCUUUAACAUAUAAAUUGAGUCGCACUUGAGAUAAUUCUCUGAAUAUUUUCGGGUCCUCUUGAUUGCGUUAGCCUGUAGCUGCUAAUUCAGCGGCAGCUGUAGCAUGGCUAGGUGCAUUAGUCUCACCCUCUACGCUUUUGCCGGUGGUUUCUGAAGUAAAGUUACAAUACGAUCCAAUGUGGCUCACAAGACUGUCCGUACACUUGGACUCAGGGUUUAGUAUUGACUAAACUCAAGGUCCUACAAUUCCCAUAAUGCAACUAAAUCAAACACAGUGCAUCACAGUUCAUAUGACUUUCUACCUCCUAAACCCCAUACCACUCGUUUGUAACGCAGGCUUUCUGUUAAAAAGUUUCAAGCCCAAGCAGACCCUGAUGGCACCAUGGGUGACAUCACCAGGUUUAUUUUCUUAGACUUUGGACAGCUUCAGAGCUACGGUAAACAUCAAAGAGCUGUUUAUAUUCACAGGCUGAGUAGUAAAACUCACGAUGGGUCAACUGAACUUCAUGUGUAAAAUUAGUGGAGUGCCCCUUUAACCAAAAACAAAUUUACAUCUACAAACAGUGUCUCGAUUGAAUUUGCAGUAAAUGUGCAGUAUCAUGAUAUAUAGUGAUACUUGUAAUAAUAAUGGUAAUCUAUACAUAACCUGAUUUGAUAUUUUAUCUAUAUUGCUCACCCUGAGCGAUAAUAUCAUGAAUUCGGAGACCGACUAAUGCCUGUGCAUGUCUCACCACUGACAUACCAAUACACAACCACUGUUACACAACCUUGUGCCUCUACAUUGAAAAUACCAGGCAGAGGGAAGGUUCAGACAAGCAGUGUUGAUGAUUUACUCUCCAAAACACAGAUGCCGCCCUGGCACAGUGUUUUCUCCCCCUCUCAGGUUUUAUGGGGAACAAUAAUCAUCCAGUUGAGCUCCAGCUGAGGCACAAGGUGCCACAUCAUAAAGGGACGUCAAACCUGUUGAAAUAAAAGUAUAAUGGAAGACAGAUUAGUGCCAUGAAAACACAGUAGACGCACUGCUGAAAAUGUGCAACUCAACAGAAAUGUGAAUUUUACAGGAUUUUUAAGUCGGCACUGUGUUUGCUAUCAUUGACAUUGCUCUGUUGCUAAUCUAAUUUAGCUGUGUUAGAUCUCUUGUCACGUUUUCUGAAAUCUUCAUUGUCCUGCUGAUUUCUGCAGAGUCUAAGCUUACAGUUAUGUACACUUUCUUUGUGUAAAAGUGUGGAAGUGUCCUCUCUAUGUUUUUAGAGUUCAAAGUCAGUUACGUAAGUCUAUUUUUACCGUCACCCAUAAGGCAUUAGUUGUAGUGCUUGUAGACUACUGUAUGGCCGUGUGUUUAAGUGCAAUGACAGCAGUGGAGAGUCGCCCAAAGGCUUCGUAAUGGAUCUCUAUGGAAAAAUAAAGCCAAUCUUCUGGAGGAGAAAACCUGCUGGCACUCUCAGCCAGCGAGCAUCGCAAGGGGCUUUUAGCUUUUUGAAUGCUAAUUCAUCCACUUUCCCUUGUUGUUCUGUGGGGAAAUCAUGUUACCCAACAUCUCGCCCAGUGCACCAGCUGAGAAACCCUGAACGACAGGCAAUAGGUUGUAAUCCUGCAGCGGGGUUAAAACCAAGGUAUUAGCAUUCCAGAAAUGUUACCCGACCACUGCAUCAAUGUUACAAAAGCUAGCAGGGGAGAAGGUGCAAGUGCACUGUAACUGGCAGAGGAGACCAGAGUAGAUUGCCAUUCUUUCUUUCUCCUCAGAGGUGACUGUAGAAUUGUAUGUAGCAAACACUGUUCUGCAGCCGGAGCAGCAAAAACCGAAAAGCAGCUAUGUGCGGAGUGAAUACAAACAAAGACUAAAACAAUCUGGAAGGGAACAGUGAUUGUGGUCAAAUGUUAACAUGAGUCAUAGUUUCAUGUGAAAAGUUAUUAUGUUCUGUGUCAAGGUGAGCCUCAUAGGUACAGUAGUUAUUUAAAGGAGUCACACAAUAACUCCCUCUCAAUACUGACUGCUCUACCAGUAAACCGGCCUUAUAGUAACAAGUAUAUUUAUUUUGUGCAUCUACUUGGGGUUUAAUGUGUUUUAAACACAUUAUCAUGAGUAUUGUAAAUUGUGUUUUUUACUCUUGAUUUUGUUCUUCAGGGUGUCAUUGUGGCAUUUUUUUAAAAUAUAUGCAGUUUGCAUCUUAUGUCCAUCAUGUUCUCAACUCAACAUUGAAGCAAAUACUAGCUAUGUCCCAACUCAGGGGCUGUAUGUUUGCCCUUAAGAGGAGGUGAAGUCCAGGCUGAACCUGCAUAUUGUUGCCAAAAAGGAGUAGAUUAAAGCAGCUGUGCGAAACUUUUUACCAUUAAUAAAACUGUCUCUAGUUCGUAUCACCCCCCCUUGAAGAUCCGCACAUUUAUUUGAACCCAACAGCGACAAAAAAAAGCCUUUCUCUAUAUGGCUAUUUAGCAUAGCCUCACUCGGGUCAGACACACAGCAGAAGUCAGCAAACCACAAUACGGCACCCGAGGCGGAAAUGAUUCUGCUCGCCCGCAGCAGCCCGCAGCGAUUAAACCACAGAAGAAGAAGCCGUGUUUACAGUGUUCUUCGAGUAAGCAGUACGCAGUGGGCAUUGCUGAACACAUAACACCUAACAGUUUUACCAGAGACGUAUCUAUGAGGACUUGGUUGUACUUUUGAUGUCAUGGCGGAUAACGAAGGAGCAUCAUCUAAAAUUGUCUGUGACUGUGACCAUGAACACAAAUAUACAGCAGGCAGUUGUCCUCAGUUUAUAAGAAAUUCAGAACUACACCAGAACAUUUAUGAACAGGUCUUACUUUACUACCAAUUUGUGUGUAACGUUAGCAUGUUAGCAUGUUUCCACUAAUUACUUGGACUGACCUAAUGUUAGUAGCGUUAGCUUUGCAAGCGAAGGCCGCAGGUAACAGCUUUGCUGUGUUAGAAUUAUGUUAUGUCUUCACUGUGUAUCUUCACAUAAACGAAUACUCCGACGAUUUGGGACUUAUGCCCUUUCUCUAUCAUUUUCAUAUUGAGACAACAUGAUCGAUAUCUUUUUUGUGUCUGUACGUCCAGUGGCUGGGUCUCAGCGUUUAGCAUGGCGCUUAUAGGGGGUCAGUACGUCCUGCGCUGUGAUCCGCGGAGGGAUACACCAGUGAGCAGGCACAGACGUAUCUUGUAAACAAAACUCAGCUGUUUAUUUAGCCUAGCAAUAUCUCCGGAUUUUAGUAGCUGCAAUGGACGACUUUGAACGCGAUUUUGAAGAGUUUCUUGUAGCGGACACAGACCCAGAGCCAUACCUGUUUGAGUCGGAGUACACAGAUGAGGAAUUCCCAUGUGUUGGAUGCUGAGCAGGCGAGAAGAGAGGCUGAAUCCUCCGCUCCCUCGGUGCUACCAUCGUUGGGGAGAUAUAUCAUCAGGAGGAAAACCGCCGCAGAGAGUGCAUCACAAGGAGUGAAUCACUAAUCCUGGCGUGAUUGAAACUUUUUUUCAUGUUCCUAAGAUGAACUGGAAAAAACACCCCAGGCCUGCAGGAGCUGAUGGACAGCUUUCAGUUGGGUGAGUAAUAUCGUCCGUGUCGUUUCUUUGUUUGCUUUUACCGAGUGACCUAGCGUACCUGUCCCAGAGCCAGCUGCAGCUGUUGCUCACCGGUGUAUCCCUCCGCGCAAGAUGUACUGACUCUCUACAAGUGCCAUGCUAACCGCUGUCUCAAUAUGAAAAAGACAGAGAAAGGGCAAAUCGUCGGAGUAUUCUUUUCACAUAAUAAUGCGGACUCAGCAGAUUACUUGUUAACUGUUUAUUCCUCCUUACACCGAACGUACACGGCUGCUUCUCAUUGUUUCCAGUAGCACAACAACGGUUACUACAUUACCCAGAAUAACUUGAGGCUCACACUACUACAGUAGCCUUAGUAGCUCAAAAUACACAACAGCUUAGAUUAGAUCAGAACAGAAACACAACAGGAGAAUUUACUGAGUAAUUUUGCUGUUUCCACUAAUUACUUGGACUGACCUGACGUUAGUUAAUCCUCUCGCUCUCCAAAACAAAUGCAUGCGGUAAUUGCCGGCUGCAGUCGGAAUUUUACGACACCAGGCUGUGGGUGUCAUACCGCUUCAAUCAAAGGGGUGCUAUAAUCAACGAAAACGAAAAGUUCCGCACAGCUGCUUUAACAAAGACCAAAACUAAUGUUGUGUUCAGGUGCUCCUCAUCAACUUAUGUAGCUUUCCCAAGUUUCUCACCAAGCAGUUGCCCUUAGAGGUCAGAGGUACGGUGGCUAACAAGGGCAAACGCACUAUAAUGGGCCAAAACAUAAACAUGCUGCGGCUGAAGAAACAAUGCCAAUUCAUAAACACAUACAAAAAUUCAAAACAAUACAACAACAGAAAUGUGAAAGCAAAUUAAACAAACGUGAAGCAGGAAAGACAGUAACAGCAAACAUGCUGCAAAUGCAGAAAGAAUACAAAGUCAGAAGCGCACAAAGCCCGAACACAGAUACAACAGAAAAACACUUUCAGGCCUCUAGGUGGAGCUCUAAGUGGGACAGCUUGAUUUUUUGUUUUGAUUUUGACAACAAUGUGUUUGUUUUUCAAAGCAGGAAGAUAAGUAGAGUAAGGAGAAGACAUAACAAGAUUCAUAUUCGUUUUUACAUUUACGAAAGAGCUCUCCCUAGUGGCCUUGGAAAUUUCAGUUGCGUUGACUGGAUAUGCAAACACAUUCUCACUCUGACCUCGUCACAUAUAGACGUUUGGUCAUGGACCUUGCACGUCCAGAUACUAUAUGAAAGGUACCCUGGGUUCGCUGGUUGUUGAUUUUCAAGGACGCCGUGUCAAGUUCUGCCUUUUAAAUGCAUUGUCUUCUUAUAAAAUACACUUCCAUUUUCACUGGAAAUUUACAGUUUACAUACAGUCUUUUUCAAAAUAAACGCAAAUUGACUUUUUUUUUCCCCUCCAACAGCUAAUGCACAUGAUUGGGUUUUGGCAACAAAAGCAUGUGGUUAGAUUUAGGGAAAAAACAAACAGGGUUUAGAUUUUGAAUCUUACAGGACACGAACACCGCUCUCCCGGGUGAAAGUGAAGGUGUGUUGGAUCCAAACCACUCGCACCGACCCUACUCAGAGUUUCGCCGCCCUAACUUUUGUCCAAGCCCUGCUGCGUUUCUCUGACACUACCAAGCGGCAUUAAACUAUAACGGCAACCAGCCACGUAUCAUGCCGACGUUAAGGGACGGCUUUUUUUGUCAAUGUCUGACGCCCAAGCACCAGAUUUUGACAAUCUUGGAGGGAGACCAGGUUGGAUAUGCAGCAGUUUUUGUGUUUUUUACUCUGCAUAGUUUCUGUAUUUGAAGUGUCUUUGCUACUGAUGUAUUUAUUUUUGGAUUUUUGCAGCACAUUUCCAGUGUCAUAUUGUUUUGGGGUUUGUCUUUGCAUGUGUUUUUGAAUUUGCAUUGUUUCUGAAGCAUUCUUGGAACCCAUCGGCUGUAUUCGGCGUCUGACUUCCAGCAGAUGGCGAUACAGCCUCUGGGGGCAGACCUCCAAUUUUUUGGCAUUCCGGUUUGAUUUGGGCAGAGGAGGCGAAUUUCCGUUUCUGACUUCCGUUUAUAUAUAAGAAAAUAUGCUGAACCAUUGCAAUGGAUUCAGAGUUUGCAGUGACGCCAGUUAUGUUCCGCCUCGUUAGUUCACCACAUGGACCGUUUAACCUGGCAACAGCUGCAGCCGGCUCAAACGUGAUUGGUCAAUAUCACGCGGACUACAAACAGCCUACAACCGGAAACCAGGGCUUUUCCACUCUUCUUCCAGAGGCAAGAUCUCCAGGGUUUGCCUACAGACUUUACGUUCACUGAAUGUAGAGUCUGUAUAUAGAGACUGUUUCUGAAGCUACAGCACAUUUCACAUAAUGAAAAUGUUUUGGGCCACUUUAGUGUGUUUGCCCUUGUCAGCCACCAUACCUUUGACAUCUAAAUACCAACGGUUAUCUGGGACAGGUUUCAAGAUACCAGACUUAACAGUAUGAUUUUGGUAUUUUACCUCAACACAAGAGUGGCAAGUUAGGCCAGGUUAGGGGUGCAACUAUUCUUGUAUCUUCCACUUCUAAUUUUGUGUGAUUAACAUCCAGGCUGUAAACAAGGACAAACAGAGGAGUUCAUACAUAGCUUCCAUUAUUAUAGAUGCAAGCUUGCUUGCACUGGCUUUUUUCAUUGGUUUAGUUGAUGUGAUAUGAUUAAUAUCUGGUAAAUAUGUAUUUUACAAGCUUUACAAGUUGGCGAGGAUUGCCUGAUCACUCACUUACUCACAGUUAAAAACUGGCUGGUGCACAAUUGUUUGUGGUAUAGUGAGGGCUGCAAAUGAUAACCCAUUCGUGUCCACCAAAACACAGACAGGCUUCAUUUUUUUAGUCACAUUUUGUGGGACCUUUGAAAUGGGACAGCCCUUGUUGGACCUUGUUCGGCCCAGAAAUGUGGACUAAGGAGGGUCCAGCCCCCCAACUGGGACACAGCAACUGUAUUUAUAGAGUUUGCUCUAUUUCACUUUUGUAUGUUUUGAUUAUUCAUAUCAUGAGGACAUUUUCUCACAGCAUUAGUAAUAUCAAUCCACCUGUGGUCUAAGUGGUCUUACUGUAUUGGACAAACACACAUUACAUUUCAGAGAACUUAACUUUUAAUUACUAAUGCAUCAUCCGAAAAAUUAAUAAACAUUUUUUAAAGGGAAACCAUAAAGCAGCUGACAAACACAUGUUCUACCAUUGUAAUAGAAUCAAACUGUGUAUGGCUGUCAUACAAUGAUUUUACACUGAUUCAUAUUCGUAUAUUCUACCAUGCCAUGAAAAGUGAGGUAGAUGACAGUGGUUGAGUAAGCACAGUUUACAAUGUAUUGAACUGAGGGUAAAAAAAAUGGAAUUAAUUAUUGUCUUUUAACCAAAUGACAAAGACAUUCAGAUAAUGGGUCACUCGACAGUUUUACCAUUGUUAAAAAAAAUAAUUAAAAAAAGAAUAAAAAGAGGAUAGUAUUUUUAUAGGUAGGUAAAAGGUGGCCAGGUGCAUCUGUAAAUAGGACAAUGAUGCUUCUUUUUCCAGCUGAAGACAUUUUUGGUUUGUUUGAUUUUAUUUCUCCUUGCAUCAUUGCAUUUCUAGUGGUAUGCUGUACCUUUUUUUCUUUGGGGAAUAUCUUUUCUGUAUGUAUAUAAAUAUAUAUACAGUAUAUAUAUAUAUUCUGUAAAUGUAAUUUGAAGAGUGAACUCUGAUUUUAAAAACGCUUGCAGGGUCUCUUGUCACCCCCGCCCCAUCAUUUCCCCUGUGAUUGUGUGAUUGUGUUCUCAGCACAACUUGGUGGACUUUGUGUUUCGACCUCUGCUCUUGCUCACUUUGUAGGAGUGAAUUUUUUCUUUCUUUUGUUUUUUUACUGGGUGUAUUAUACCUCCACUACCCUCCAUCCUUCUCUCAGUAUUAUCCACCUCUUGAGAUUUUUUUUAAGAUUUUGUACACUCUUAAAAUGCUGUUGCAAUACUAAUGAAUAUUCAAUAUUUCAUCCCCUUUUCUCGCCGUCUUUUCCUAACCAAUGUUAUUAAUCCGCCAUUGUCACUUUACACCCUGUGUUUUAAGGACCUAUACUAUAUUUCCUUGAAUAGUUUGAUUUCCAUUUGCACUGAGCUCAGUCAUUGUUUACUUUAAAUGAUAAUUAGCUCUUCAUCCAUUUGGGGCAAUACUGAUUGAAUGGUGUAGCAAUAUCAUGUUACAGCCCCCAGAGUGAUUUAAUGGUGUUUGAGAGACAUGAUGGAGGACAGUUUGCAUGGGCUGGACUGAUCGUUUAAAUUACUGAUAUUUGCUUGUGAGGUUAACAUUUUUGGCUUCAUUAGGACUUGAAAUGUCCGUUUUUUUCCAGAAGUCACAGUUUAACAGGAAGUUAAUAUUUCCAUUUCACGGGAUCUAAACAGGACUUUCAGAGAGUUUGGCCCAUUUGUCACCGUAACUAAUAUCUGAUGUUCUGACUGGCACCAAAAUCAUUAACUAUUUUCUUUGUGGCUCAUGAUCAAGCAGUGCAUCACAAUCCUGAUGUCAAGUGUUGCUGAUGCUCGAAAUCUGAAGCUGAAUGGUUUGUUUAAUUUACAGUCUAAACCUAUCAGGGAGAACAGGACUGUAGGAAAAUGUCAUGGAUGCACAAUUUGACAGUUUGAAUAUACUGUCCUUCGUAAUUGAUACUUUAAUUAUAGAAGACUCAUUGACAAUGUGUCUUGUUUAUGUAGGAACUAAAGGUUUUGUGCUGUUUUCUGUAACGAUGUAGACUUUACUGAAGAACAAUACAGCAAUUAUGUUUUCAAAAAGGUGCAGUUAGAACCAGUUUCAACUCUGGAUUACUUACAUUUGCCUGCUGAACACUUACCAUCAGAAAGUGUAUGGGCAUUUCCACAGAUGAUUUUGGUUGCAAUCUUGUCAUUUACAACAUCCAGCAUUUACAUAUACAUUUGGUGAAGUGGUCUGUUUGGCAAGCUUCUCAAAAGUCCAUGUGUUUGUUUAAAAGUACAUCAGACUUUGAAAGAAAGAAUAUUCUAUCCUAAAAACGAUCAUAAAUUUCAUUGCUUUGUAUCAACUCAUCUGAAUGAUUGAGAACUAAGUUUUAUAGACCAUCUCUUGUCACAUAUUACCAGUUUUAAACGUUUCUCUUCACUGGUUAAUUGACACAUUUCCCAAGCUAGGACAUUUAAAUACGUAUUCCCUCUGUUUUGUUACAUGAAUCUGUCAAAACUAUAUUUUUAAUUCAAUAUGAAUAAAGA
This is a messenger RNA of Epinephelus fuscoguttatus (brown-marbled grouper), 16273 nucleotides long. Its product is annotated as receptor tyrosine-protein kinase erbB-4-like. Gene Ontology annotation, cellular component: signaling receptor complex; basal plasma membrane. The coding region runs from base 290 to 4447 and encodes 1385 amino acids. Gene Ontology annotation, biological process: positive regulation of cell population proliferation; cell surface receptor protein tyrosine kinase signaling pathway; positive regulation of kinase activity. Gene Ontology annotation, molecular function: transmembrane receptor protein tyrosine kinase activity; epidermal growth factor receptor binding; ATP binding. The record is from RefSeq and is a predicted model, not a curated record. NCBI's taxonomy places the organism in Eukaryota, Metazoa, Chordata, Actinopteri, Perciformes, Serranidae. The transcript is spliced from 28 exons.